Capsella rubella is the source of this 1413-nucleotide messenger RNA. Its product is annotated as MADS-box protein SOC1. Gene Ontology annotation, biological process: positive regulation of transcription by RNA polymerase II. Gene Ontology annotation, cellular component: nucleus. The record is from RefSeq and is a predicted model, not a curated record. The transcript has 9 exons. Lineage: Eukaryota; Viridiplantae; Streptophyta; Magnoliopsida; Brassicales; Brassicaceae. Bases 472 to 1113 code for a protein of 213 amino acids. Gene Ontology annotation, molecular function: protein dimerization activity; RNA polymerase II cis-regulatory region sequence-specific DNA binding; DNA-binding transcription factor activity, RNA polymerase II-specific.
GAUCUUUUUUUUUAAGGAGAAAGCAGAGAGAGAGAGAGAAGAGAAGAGAGAAGAGAAGAGAGAGUGUGUGUGAGUUUCUUUUGUCUUUUGUUUCUUUUAUUACACAGACACACAAAUAGAUGAAACGAGGAAAGCUACUUCUUUUGCUGCUACUUCCAUAAAAAGGUCCUUCCUUUCCUAGAGAAUCAAGUUUGAUCAUCUUCUUCCUUCCUUCUUCUUCUUUUUUCUCUCAUCGCCCUCCAUUUUUAUAUAUCUCUCUGCCCAUACACACAUACCUCUUCUCUCCAGCUGGUUAGGUUUUCAUUAAAAACCCUUUUAGCCAAUCGUCCUCCUCUCCUCUCAUCAGGAAACAAAAAACAUAAAACAAAGUCUUUAUUUCGAUCACCUCCUCCUAGCUAUAUUCAUAUAUAUGAACUGUGUAUGACUAAUCUUCUUACUCAGGUAAAUUGAACAAAGAAGUGAUAAAGAGAUAUGGUGAGGGGAAAAACUCAGAUGAAGAGAAUAGAGAAUGCAACAAGCAGACAAGUGACUUUCUCUAAACGAAGGAAUGGUUUGCUGAAGAAAGCCUUUGAGCUCUCUGUGCUUUGUGAUGCUGAAGUCUCUCUUAUCAUCUUCUCUCCCAAAGGCAAACUUUAUGAAUUCGCCAGCUCCAAUAUGCAAGAUACCAUAGAACGUUAUCUGAGGCAUACUAAGGAUCGAGUCAGCACAAAACCGGUUUCUGAAGAAAAUAUGCAGCAUUUGAAAUAUGAAGCAGCAAACAUGAUGAAGAAAAUUGAACAACUCGAAGCCUCUAAACGUAAACUCUUGGGAGAAGGCAUCGGAUCAUGCUCGAUCGAGGAGCUGCAACAGAUUGAGCAACAGCUUGAGAAAAGUGUCAAAUGUAUUCGAGCUAGAAAGACUCAAGUGUUUAAGGAACAAAUUGAGCAGCUCAAGCAAAAGGAGAAAGCGCUAGCUGCAGAAAACGAGAAGCUCAAUGAAAAGUGGGGAUCUCAUGAAUCUGAAGUUUGGUCGAAUAAGAAUCAAGAAAGUGGAAGAGGUGAUGAAGAGAGCAGCCCAAGUUCUGAAGUCGAGACGCAACUGUUCAUUGGGUUACCUUGCUCUUCAAGAAAGUGAUCCACUCCACAAACAAAAGUAAGUUAAAACAGGUUUAGCAGUACUGAGAGUGUAUAAGGACAGGUAACCAAAAAAAAAAAAAAAAAACACUAAAGCUGCUUCUCUUGUUGUCUUAUUUCACUCUCACUCUUUCUCACUCUCUUCUUUAAUGAUGUUCUGCCAAAAACUGAAGUGCUUGUGUUAUGUAUCUAUGUUCUGAAUUACACUUGCCUCAUCUGAAGAAUCUAAUUUUGGUUAUGUUUUUUGUUUUUAUGUAUCAACUUAUUGGUUGAAAGUUAUGAAACGUGGUGAAAUAGUACA